AAGCACAUUAUUAUAUAAAAAUUAUCAGUCGAGGAGGCGCAUUCGUGAAAUCAGCUCACCAUGCACAACGUCAACCCGAGCCCCUUGCAGACGGCGAAUGAAAUGGCUCGCUCUCUAACCGAAGGGGCUAAAACUGGAGCCGAACAGCGUCGCGGAGCCCCCCGAGGCACUUAAAUUGAUGUCCAGGAGCCGCUAAAAUGGCUUCGAUUUUCCUUCCAGAUGAUGUGCCCUGUUGGAAGCGUACAUACGACUUCCUUCACAGCUGGAUAGUCUGGUCAAUAGAAUUGGGCUAUAUAUAACGCUGAAUGAGCGCUCCACACACUGCCAACAACACAUUGGCUAUUUCAAGGGAACUACAGACUUGAACAACCGGGUGUGAUAACGCGAUGUUGUUCAUCAUCCUGACAGCAUGCAUUGCGGUGCUGCUCUAUCUUUACCAUGUCAAUCGUGGUAUAAUGGCUGUUCCUGAGGAAGCUCGUCGGACGUGCUCGCACCGCUGGACUGUCGAUGAGAUCAAGGCGGCUUUUGAAAAGGUUGUGAACGCUCCCACCGAUGUAGCCAAAAGUCUUCCUCCGAAGCAACAUAGACGCUAUAUCGUGGUUGGUGGAUCAGGACUCGUUGGAAACUGGAUAGUGUCGCACCUUCUCAUGCGCGGCGAAGACCCAGCCGCUAUCCGCAUCUUGGAUAUCCAGACUCCCCGAUCUGAAGUUCUCGACCAGGGUGUCGCCUUUACCAAGACAAACAUCACCGAUGAGCAGGCCGUCCUGAACGCCUUCUCACAGCCAUGGGACCCAUCCGUCGCUGACCUGCCAUUGACCGUUUUCCACAACGCCGCAGUGAUCCGACCCGGAGAUCGCCUCAAGGCGUUCCUGCCUCUGUGCCGCAACGUAAACGUCGGGGGCACAGUGAACGUGCUCAACGCCGCCAAGAAGUCCGGCGCAACCUGCAUGAUCGCAACAUCGUCUGGCUCUGUCUGUCUCCGCCGAUUCCCGCUCUGGAUCGCCCCCUGGGCAAAGACACCCAAGAACCUCGUCCAAGUGGUCAACGACUCCAGCGAAAUACCCAAGGAGCAUGACGAUUUCUUCGGAAACUACGCCGUCGCGAAAGCAGAAGCAGAGAACAUCGUCCGUUCCGCCGACGACCUCAAAUCCAACUUCCGAACCGGCUGCAUCCGCCCCGUAAACGGCAUCUAUGGUAUCUCUGACUCCGCCGGCAGCGUCAUGGGAAAUUAUCUCCGGAGUGGCGGUGGCCCAACCUGGACCUAUGACGUCAUCCACCACUUUGUCAACGCCGAAAACGUCUCCAUCGCCCACCUCCUCUACGAACAACGUCUGGUCGAACACUCGAACAGCCCGUCCACGCUCCCAAAUAUCGGCGGACAGGCCUUCGCCGUCACAGACCCGAGCCCGCCCAUUUCCUUCGAUGACAUGUACCUUGUCCUCAAGACGUUUGCAAAGACGCCCAUCGUAUUUCCCCAUGUUCCCGUCAUUCUGUUCAUCCUCAUGUCCUAUCCAGUUGAAUGGUACGCUUUCGUGCAGCACCAGUAUCUCCCCUGGCUUCCGAAGAUCACGGGUGAGCUCGCUCAACUGCAGCCGGGACUGUUUGCCAUCUCGAACGCGCACGUCAUUGCCGAUGACUCGCGCGCGCGGCUGUCUCCUGAGAAGGGCGGGCUUGGGUAUAAUCCGCCUAUUACCACGUUGGAGGGAAUGUGUAAAGAGGUCAAGGCGUGGAAUGAGAAGGCGGCUAAGAAGAGUUCUUCUUAGUGUAUAUACAGGAUCGAUGUAUAUGUCAGCUUGUUUACUGUUAGACUAGCAGACCGAUUGGUGGCUGGUCUAUUCUUGCACUAUAUGUAUUCUACUAUAUGUAUGUAC
Molecule: messenger RNA, 1871 nt
Organism: Aspergillus pseudonomiae
Lineage: Eukaryota; Fungi; Ascomycota; Eurotiomycetes; Eurotiales; Aspergillaceae
Product: putative 3-beta hydroxysteroid dehydrogenase/isomerase family protein
Exons: 4
Coding region: 387-1763 (458 amino acids)
Biological process (GO): steroid biosynthetic process
Molecular function (GO): 3-beta-hydroxy-Delta5-steroid dehydrogenase (NAD+) activity
Source: RefSeq, a predicted model, not a curated record